CAACUAUGACAUACAGCCAUCAUAACUUUCCCUCGUACGACCAGGGCUUUAUCGGCUGUAGAAUGGAUAACUAUUACGAUAAAAUAAGAGAACGCGUAUUGAAUCCAAAGACGAGCUUAGACGAUAUCAACGUCUCACAGAACUUCAACUCACCGCCACUGAGUCCACCACUCAGUGUAUCUGGAUUACCUGCACCUCCAUUUGCUAGAGCUAAUGACAGGAAGAUCGUAUUAGUAUUGGUUCAAUGGCUAGGACCCUCACUUGGUUCGUUUGAAGUUAAAGCGAUCGAUGAUCUUUUAAAACUCAAGGGCGUUGGAAGAGAAAGAUCUACAAUCGCUUACUUGCCAAUUUAUUGCGAUAUUCCUCAACAUCUCACACCGAAUCAGCUUAAAUUACCAGGAGUUGGUAGCAAGGCCCAUCAAACGUCACCAUUACUUAUCAGACAUCUCGCUCAAAUUGGAAGAAACGACAUUACUAUUGAUUACUUCUGGAAGUUCGGAGACUGGGUCUGUGCUCAAUGUGGUCUUACAAAUUGGGCAGAACGUAACACUUGUAAGAAUGGCCCGAAAUGCUUAACUAGAGGCGGUCCACGCCCACCUACUCGUGUUGAAACUAUGAAAGCACUUUGCUUCAACGAAAUACAAACAGCGAUGUCGCUUAAGAUGCCUAUUUUCGUUGUUUCUGGAGAAUCCUGUUGGGAUAAAUCAUCAGGGAGAGCACCUAAACCGCCUUCAAAGUCUGUUGCUCAUGUUCAUGAUACGAAUGCGAAAGCGAUAGCAGCAGCGUCUUUGCAACAAUACCCAGAUCUUAAGAUAAACCUCUCAGUUAGUCCAACAAAGUCACCACCACAAAUUCCAGGAAGUUCUCAACAGAAAGUUGCAACUUCUAACGUUAAUAGUAAGGGUUCAGCACGGUCAUAUGCUCAAAUAGCUGGAAAUGGUAAUGACGAUAGGGCGAGGAGCUAUCUACCAAUGAAUACAU
Wallemia mellicola CBS 633.66 is the source of this 981-nucleotide messenger RNA. RefSeq lists its product as hypothetical. Lineage: Eukaryota; Fungi; Basidiomycota; Wallemiomycetes; Wallemiales; Wallemiaceae. The transcript is spliced from 2 exons. The record is from RefSeq and is a predicted model, not a curated record. The annotation marks the transcript as partial.